CUUAUGAUCAAUUUCGAGCAUUGAACUAUGUUAUCGCUGACCUUACCAUGUUUUUGGACACUGGAGGGAAAUGCACACAUGGGGAGAACAUGCAAACUCUAUUCAGGAAAAGAAGAGACCAAACUGUUAUCUUAUUGCCAUAAGGACACAAACCACUCUGCCAUAAUGUAAUUUAAAAUAUUAAUAUAAUAAAUCAUUUUGAUCCGGUUAUUCAGUGUGAACUGCUAUAAUAACAAAACAGGAAUGUAAUAAUAAUAAUUUUUAAAAAAAACAAUAAUGUCUUACCUCAACGCUGAAGAACUGACAAACAAACUCCUACACAUCCUGCGGCUUAAUCCUCUUAGAUGUGUGGAAAAAAAACGCGUGGAAAAAGUAUGGACUCUACUUAAAGCGAUAAUGGAAAGUCUCCAGAAAAUCACAUGCAGAGGUAAGAGGAUAGUCUUAAAGAUGGCCCGGUUCAGCCACCGAGCAGGUGAUGACUUUAAUAGGCGCUAAUAUAUAAAUAAAAUAAAACCGUCCAGAUAAACGUCACGUCACCUCAGAUCUCCUCUCUGUUACACAGAUAGGUCACAUCAUUGGACAUCAUGGGUUCAUUAAAGUAUACCAAGCCAUUGGUAUGUUGUUUAGGAGCCUCCACCACGUGAUCAGAAAAGAAAUCUAAAUCUGCUGCGGGCGUGAUGGUGGCAUGACGAGGAUAAUUCUCUACACACCGCUGUAUCCCCCCCUUGACGCCAACUACACAUGGGUAUUGUUGUUCAGCCUGCAUACGGCAAGUGGUCGUUUGGUGAUCUGUAACUCUCUGCAGGAUUAAAGCCACCAGCCCUGCCCACCGAGGGUAUAAACGCUGACCACACCGCGCCCGGGCGCCAGACUUCGCGAACUCACCUUUACGCACGUACCACGCUGCAAGAAAGGACAUUACUUUCUCAGAGGAAGGCACUGGUUGUACCUUUGAAAAAUACUCACCUUUAAAACAUUUAAAUUAAGAAAAGCAUGUCGGUGGUGAGUGCUGUGCCGUUCAUGAGGCCGCUCCACCUGCGCUCGCCGGUGCCACGGGGUCGCCGUCACACGCUGCCCGCCAGCGAGUUCCGUUCUCUCAGCCCAGAGGACGCCGUCAGCGUGUUUGAGAUUGAGAGAGAAGCCUUCAUCUCUGUGUCCGGCGAGUGUCCUCUCCACCUGGACGAGGUGCGUCACUUCCUCACCCUCUGUCCAGAGCUGUCUCUGGGCUGGUUUGAGGAGGGUCGUCUGGUGGCUUUCAUUAUCGGCUCUCUGUGGGACCAAGACAAGCUCACAACGGAGGCGCUGACUGUCCAUAAACCCCACGGGACAACUGUCCACAUCCACGUUCUUGCAGUCCACCGGACCUUCCGCCAGCAGGGAAAAGGCUCCAUCCUGAUGUGGCGGUACCUGCAGUAUCUCAGGUGUCUGCCCUUUGUCCGUCGUGCGGUGCUCAUGUGUGAGGACUUCCUGGUUCCCUUCUAUCAAAAGUCAGGUUUUAAAGGACAGGGCACCAGUGAGAUCACUGUGGGGCCCCUCACCUUCAUCGAGAUGUUCUACCCAGUCAGGGGACACGCCUACAUGCGUCGCAACAGUGGUUGUUGAGGAGCAGGUGGGCUUCAAGAGGGAGAAUCCCUGUGUAACUGUGUGGUGGCCACUGUGGCAGAGACUGUGGGAGGAUGUGGGCCACGGAAGGAAAUGUUUGUUUUUGUACAAAUUAUUGCAUUGUAUUACAGUAAAUGCUGGACAUUUAUUAUAUUCAUGUUACAGUUGCCUUAUCGUUCUUUAAUAAAAGUUAUUUAAUCUGUGACUUUAGUUUAAUACUUUAUAAAUUUUAAAUACGAGAUUAACUAGAAUGAGGCCUGACGUUAGCUUCUCAAAGGGAAAAUACUUUUCUUCCGCUCAUCUAUAUAUGAAACAUUAAAAUGAAUAUUUUUUGGUCAUUUAUGAAGGUUGUCAGUGAGUGAUUUGUUGAAAAUAUAUAUGUAUAUUAGCCAAUAUUCAGUGGAUAUAUGCCUCCACUUUGGCUGCGUGCUUGUAUAUGUAUAGUACUGUCAUAGCUCUCUGUAUGUUGAUCACAUUUGUGUAGUCUUUAAAAAAAGAACAUUUAAUUUGAUCUGCUCUCUGGUCUUUUCAUUACUGAACAUGUUACAUCUCCUUCAGGACUUUUUUAAA
Molecule: messenger RNA, 2172 nt
Organism: Cynoglossus semilaevis (tongue sole)
Lineage: Eukaryota; Metazoa; Chordata; Actinopteri; Pleuronectiformes; Cynoglossidae
Gene: aanat1
Product: arylalkylamine N-acetyltransferase 1
Exons: 3
Coding region: 994-1602 (202 amino acids)
Biological process (GO): response to light stimulus; circadian rhythm
Cellular component (GO): cytoplasm
Molecular function (GO): aralkylamine N-acetyltransferase activity
Source: RefSeq, a predicted model, not a curated record